CUCCUACUCUAGAAGAUGAGUCUCCUGGGGGAGCUGGGCGGCACUCUGACCGCGGCUCCGUCGCUGUCAGUGACCAGCAUCCUGCACACCGUGCAACUCCUGGCUGCGACCCUCAACUAUACUGCGCAGCCCUGGCCGCCCUCCGCCAGUGUGCGAGAUGGUGAAACCUUCGACUUCAUAAUAGCUGGUGGCGGCACUGCGGGGCUGGUGCUGGCCAACCGACUUACUGAAGUCAAGAACUGGCGUGUGCUAGUCGUGGAGGCUGGCGGGGACCCUUCGCUGUUUAGUGUUAUUCCUGGAACGUUUCCGUUCAUCACGCACACAGCUGAAGACUGGAACUACUUCAAUGAACGCACCAACGACACAUCUCAUGCCUUGAACCUGGAGAAGGCUUCUCUCACCAUCGGGAAAGUGUUGGGCGGGAGUUCUUCCAUUAACCACUUACUUUAUGAAAGAGGUAACCCGGAUGAUUACAAUUCUUGGAAGUCAUUUGGCAACGAAGGCUGGUCAUGGGAUGAAGUCACGUAUUACUUCAAGAAACUGGAAGGAGUAAUUGAUACAACGAUCUUUGACAGACCAACAGCAGAGCAACACUGUAGUAAUGGUCCAAUAAAAAUCCAAAAACAAAAGGAAAAUGCAAAAUUUAGAAAAAAUAAGGCAAAACUUCUGAGCGGAUUUGCAGAAAUUGGAAUGAAAACGCUUCCAGAUCUUAUAGGAGAAGACCAAAUGGGCAGCGCCAUUCAAGAUUUUCCGAUUAAUAGCGAUAAAACUAGAGCUAGCACAGCACAGAAUUAUCUGCAACCCAUACAAAAUCGGCCAAACUUGUAUGUGCUUAAAAACUGUUUGGUGAAAAAAGUUAUAAUUGAAAACGAUACUGCUGUGGGAGUUGAAGUAGAAACCGAUUCCGGUGACGAAAUGCAAUUGUUUGCUAACAUCGAAGUGAUUGUAUCAGCUGGUACUUACAACACACCGAAAGUACUGCUCCUAUCAGGUGUUGGACCAAAAGAUGAUUUGGAAUCAAUGAACAUAACAGUAAAAGCGAAUUUACCUGUUGGACUCAAUUUGCAAGAUCAUGCUUUCGUGCCGAUGGUAAUCACUGGUGAACGAAACUUGUUCACGACAGUUGAGUCAGCAUUAUCAUUGCUGGACCUAACCACGUUUCCACUGCCUGUAGUCAACGGCGCUUUCAGUCUAUCAGGCAAUGGCACAGUCCCAGACAUACAACAUAUUACAGCAAUAGGAGGAGCGUCAUCGCCAUUAUUCUUCUACUUUUUGUUCGUCAAUUUUAAUUUUAAUAUGACACUGACUAACGCCUUUAUUAAGAGUACGUCUGACCGGCAGAUUGUGUUUUCUUUGGUGCAAUUGAUGAGACCAGCGUCCAAAGGUUAUGUGAAGCUCCAGAGUACAAAUCCCCAAGAUCCACCGACCAUAAACCAUAAUUACUUGCAACAAGACGAGGAUCUUGAAAAACUUAUUGCAGGCCUCAAGAAAAUGUAUUCUUUGAAGGACACCAGCCCGUUUGCAAAAGAAGCUUCUAAAGCUAUUCUACCAGAUAUAGAAGUUUGUAAGAAGCAUAAAAAGGGCAGCGACGAUUACUUGCGAUGCUAUGUGAAGCAAACUGUUGGGACCACAUUCCAUCCUGUGGGCACUUGCAAAUUGGCGGCAAGAGAUAAAGGUGGAGUGGUAGACAGUAGACUCCGAGUCUACGGUAUCAGCAGACUGCGAGUGGUGGACGCCAGCAUCAUACCCGUGCAGCCGUGUGCCAAGACCUACGCUCCGACUGUCAUGAUCGCAGAGAAAGCCGCUGACAUGAUCAAACAAGACUACGGGAAGCCUGUUGAUGAAUUUGUUUGUAAGAAAGAUGAUGGUUUAGUGGAGGCAGAAGUGCAAGGCAACAAUAAUGAUGGAAUAUUGGGAGGCCUUUUAGGGUUGUAAAUAAUUAAUGAUGUUUUGUUAACUGAUACUAAAAUCGAUGACCUAGGUGAGUUCUUCGUAUACAAUGUGUAUUUUAUUGAUUAUGAUUCUAUUUAUGCUGAUAGGUAAAUAAAAGUUAUAAUUUUACGAAGUUAAGUUAUUGCUAUUGUAUUUUAAAUUAUAAAAAAUGCAUUGAA
Molecule: messenger RNA, 2111 nt
Organism: Plutella xylostella (diamondback moth)
Lineage: Eukaryota; Metazoa; Arthropoda; Insecta; Lepidoptera; Plutellidae
Product: ecdysone oxidase
Molecular function (GO): oxidoreductase activity, acting on CH-OH group of donors; flavin adenine dinucleotide binding
Source: RefSeq, a predicted model, not a curated record